This is a messenger RNA of Trichomonas vaginalis G3, 393 nucleotides long. RefSeq names its product chromo domain-like family. Bases 1 to 393 code for a protein of 130 amino acids. The record is from RefSeq and is a predicted model, not a curated record. The transcript has a single exon. Lineage: Eukaryota; Parabasalia; Trichomonadida; Trichomonadidae.
AUGAAACCUGUUUCAUUAAUUCCAACUCGAGAAAAUAUUGAUUCAAUUGUUGGCCAUCGUGAGAACAAUGGCCAUAUUCAAUAUCUCGUACGUUGGAAGAGUAAUAUUACUGCAUUUCAGUAUUCUUGGUUAUCUAUCAGCGCGUUUAGAGAUAAAAAUAUCAUCAUUGAAUACAUUAAUUCGAUUCUUAUCAAAACAUCACCUCCUGAACACGAAAUUGUAAUUCUUGGAAUGAAAAUCCAAGAUGAAGAAGAGCUAAUUAAAUUCUAUCAUAAAAAAUCAAAAGAAACGUUUGAAUACACUGAAGAAGAAGUGCGAACUCGCUAUCCACAAGAAGUAUUAUAUUAUUACGAAAAACAUGCAAAAUUCUGUGACGAAGAAAGCAAUGCAUAG